Camelina sativa (false flax) is the source of this 2115-nucleotide messenger RNA. NCBI's taxonomy places the organism in Eukaryota, Viridiplantae, Streptophyta, Magnoliopsida, Brassicales, Brassicaceae. The record is from RefSeq and is a predicted model, not a curated record.
UAUCACUUAUCAGUAUCGGAACUCACCCGUCCCGCCACAGUACUACGACUCACUCUCGGGUCUCGGCGACGGUUCCAAAAAGUGUAAACCCUAAUCUGCUCGUCCAGUGUUACCUCUAUACCAUUCACCGAUUCUGAAUUCUUACUGCUGGCUUUUAUUUCCGAGUAAUUUCCCAAUUUCUUCUUCCUGUCACUCACCUGUGCCUUCGUUUUCUCAAAAUUAGUUGUGUUAGCUUCUGAAUUGAAAUCAUCGUCCAGGUGAAAUAUAUGAUGAAUUCGAAAAAGAUGGACACUGGUUCCAAAGAUUUGAUCAGUAGUCUACCAGAUGCUCUUCUUUGUCAUGUCUUGUCCUUCCUUCCCACAACAGAAGCUGCUUCCACAUCGGUUCUCGCAAAAAGGUGGAGGUAUCUGUUGGCUUUUGUACCUAAUCUUGAUCUUGAUAACACCAUCUAUGACGACCGUCCCAAAAUGGGUAGACGUAAAAGGCUAGAGAUGCGUAAAAGUUUCAAGCUUUUUGUGGAUAGAGUGUUGGCUUUGCAAGGGACAGCUCCUUUAAAAAAGUUCUCUCUCAAGUGUAAAAUUGGUUCUGAUCCGUCUCGUGUCAAUGGUUGGGUACUCAAUGUGUUGGAGCGUGGUGUCCAAGAGCUUGAUCUGUUCAUAGCUUCGGAAUAUGAGUAUCCGUUGCCUCCAAAGGUCUUGAUGAGCAAGACAUUGGUUUCUCUGAAAGUAGCAGGUACAGAUGAGUUCACUAUUGAGGUUGGUGAGGUUUCUCUUCCAAAGCUUAAGACUUUGCAUUUUAGUGAUGUUUCGUUCGGUGAUGAGGGUGGUCCUCCAUUUGCCAAGCUGAUUUCUGGUUGUCACGCUCUUGAGGAGUUAGUUAUGAUUAAAAUGAUGUGGGAUUACUGGGAAUAUUGCUCUGUCUCCAACCCAUCUCUCAAGAGGGUAACGAUUGAUUGCCAGAACAUUGAUGAGAAUCCAAAGAGUGUAUCAUUCAAUACUCCAAAUCUUGUAUAUUUGGAGUUUACUGAUACUGUUGCGGCCAAGUAUCCAGAAGCGAUUUUUGACUCGCUUGUCGAAGCUAGCGUAGGCAUUCGAAUGACAGAUGAUCAGGUCUGGGACGCAAGAGAUUUAGUACAUAGUCAUCGUGGUUAUAAAAGAUGCAAGGGCGCAAAUGCAGCCGGUUUUUUCAAGGGAAUAUGCAAUGUUAAAAUCCUUUACUUAUCAUCCGAGGCUCUUGAGGUCCUUACUUUUUGCUGUAAAAAGGCGAUACCAGUCUUCAACAACCUGAUUCAUUUAACAAUUGAAACUGACCAAAUGGUAGACUGGGAAUCAUUGCCGAAACUACUUGAGAACUCUCCAAAUCUAGAAACCCUCGUCUUCAAAGGACUCCAUUACGGGGAUUUAAAUCAAUGUAUGGACACGGAUUACCGCUUCAAGGACACAAACGAAUGUUUUGGCGAUCAAGGUGACACAUGUCAGUGCAAACCAUGGUACGGCACUCCACUUUGGCUAUCAUCAAGUCCAGUGAAGAUACUAAAGGUACUGAAGUUUGGAGAAAUCUCUAAUUACAAAGAUGACAUGGAAAGGCAGACGGAUCUUAUCAAGCACUUUUUGGAGGCAAUGCCAAAUCUUGAACAAGUGAUAUUAUAUUAUGACACUCCAUUUGAUGAUGAUCUGAAAAUAGUAUCAACCGACCUUCAGAUGCUUAAAAAAGUAGCCUCAACCAAAUGCGAGAUCCAGGUAAUCUCUGAUAACAUCAGCUACUCAUUUACUGUGCACUCUUCAUCAUCUCCAAGUGGACUCGUCUUCUUCAAAAACACCUUCCCGGUUUGAAGAUCAUCAUGCUUUGUCUACGAGAAGUUUAUCAAAAGCAUUGGUAGUUAUUUCCUGUCUUGUCUCUGCCCUUUCAGCUUGUCGAUGUUCAUUUUUCUGGCUAUCCAUGUUGGUGAUAUGCGUAAACCAUGGGACUUGUCUUGCCUAGAAGAAAGUUUUUUUUUGUAUAGUUUGCUAAAACUCUAAGCAAGCUUCUUCUGUUUUUGUCAUUGAUAAACUUGUUGUAUUUAUGCUCUGUCUUACUGUUUAAGCUUCUAAAAUAUGCAUUCUACUUUUUGGUUCA